Arabis nemorensis is the source of this 522-nucleotide messenger RNA. The record is from the annotation of a GenBank genome assembly. Lineage: Eukaryota; Viridiplantae; Streptophyta; Magnoliopsida; Brassicales; Brassicaceae.
AUGGCGGAGUCACAGGCGGCUAAGAGUCCAGGAAGCCAUGAGAGUGGUGGAGAUCAAAGCCCAAGGUCUUUGCACGUUCGUGAGCAAGAUAGGUUUCUUCCGAUUGCUAACAUAAGCCGAAUCAUGAAAAGAGGUCUUCCUCCUAAUGGUAAAAUCGCUAAAGAUGCUAAAGAGAUUGUUCAGGAAUGUGUUUCUGAAUUCAUCAGCUUCAUCACCAGCGAAGCGAGUGAUAAGUGUCAAAGGGAGAAAAGGAAGACUAUCAAUGGAGAUGAUUUGUUAUGGGCAAUGGCUACUUUAGGAUUUGAAGACUACAUCGAACCUUUGAAGAUUUACCUUACGAGAUAUAGAGAGGGUGAUACAAAGGGAUCAGCAAAAGGUGGGGAUGUGAAUGCAAAGAAAGAUGCCCAAUCAAGCCAAAAUGGCCAGUUCUCUCAGCUAGCUCACCAAGGCUCUUUCUCACAAGGUCCUUAUGGGAACUCUCAAGCUCCGCAUAUGAUGGUUCCAAUGCCGGGGACAGACUAG